Molecule: messenger RNA, 918 nt
Organism: Porites evermanni
Lineage: Eukaryota; Metazoa; Cnidaria; Anthozoa; Scleractinia; Poritidae
Source: the annotation of a GenBank genome assembly
AUGACCGACCAGAGAAACCUAGAUGUUGUCAAAGCUGAACUCAAUCAAUUGGAGAGUUUAUGUCAACAAUUCCAUGACGCCCAUAAUCUUUAUUAUGAUGAAUUAGCCACACCGGAAGAAACGGAAAUCGCCUCACGUUAUUUUAAUGACAAGGAAAGUGACAUUUUCGAGUACCGCAAGGAAGUUACGAAUUGGAUUCUUGAGUGCGAAGCAAGAAUAAGCCAUCAUUUAGGAAGAUUAUCGGCUAAGCGGUCAGUUAAGUCACGCUCAUCACGUUCCUCACGUUCAUCAAGGUUGUCACGCUCUUUGCAGUCUGCUCGUAUGAAAGAAAAAGCCAAAGUCGCCGAAUUAAUGGCAGAACGCUCCUUGCUAAAAGAAAAAAUCAAACAGCAAGCCGCUGAAGAACAAUUACAAAUGGACCUCGAAAAAGCCGAAGCCAAAGCCAGAGAACGGGCGUUCAAAGAAUUGGAAAGGGAACAAAAACUGAAAUUACCGGAAGUAGAUGAAGGAACACAUGAUUCUUUUCUCGCGUUAACAACACCCGCUACUGGUCGUAAACACGAAUCGCCGUCGAUACCUGGCAAUUUCCCGAUUCACUCCCCCAGUAUCAAAACAGAACGCGAAAAAAGAGAACUCUCACCGCUCAAUUCAGAAAAACCUGAGUUUUAUUACCAUGCCUUUCCCGCUGAAACAAAGAAAGAAGAGGUCACACAUCUAACCAAUAUGGAGAACGAAAUGCUAAAGGAAGUUUUUAAAAUUCAGCACCAACAAAUACAGGGAAUGGUAGCCUCCCAGAAUCCAUUAGCAACUGCAAUUUCCCUCCCUAGGGUACCCUAUGGAGUUCACAUUUCUGAUGGCGUUCGAUGCGUGCGUUCAGUCAAGAGUAACCAACAGCGCAGACAGGCUCUACUACCUUGA